Molecule: messenger RNA, 2045 nt
Organism: Toxorhynchites rutilus septentrionalis
Lineage: Eukaryota; Metazoa; Arthropoda; Insecta; Diptera; Culicidae
Gene: abs
Product: ATP-dependent RNA helicase abstrakt
Exons: 1
Coding region: 102-1958 (618 amino acids)
Biological process (GO): mRNA splicing, via spliceosome
Cellular component (GO): spliceosomal complex
Molecular function (GO): ATP binding; RNA binding; RNA helicase activity
Source: RefSeq, a predicted model, not a curated record
AAUCACAAAGUACGUUUGAAAACAUACAAGUUCAUACAUCGAUAAGAAUAUUUUGUAUUUUUUAUUUGUUGAAAAAACGAAAAACUGCGCACUGAAGUGAAAUGUCCUCAAAAAACCCGCCAGUAAAGCGCUACCGCCGUGAAGAGCAAAAUUCUGACAAAAGCGACCCUGAAGACGACGAUAAAUAUGUUCCAUACGUUCCAGUGAAGGAACGUAAGAAGCAGCAGUUGCUCAAAUUGGGCAGAAUUGUCCAACUAACGGCUGAGGCAUCCAAUGUGGGAAAAUCUUCAAGUGAGAACGAACACGACGAUGAAGGCGUUGAGGAAGCCUGGGGCCGAAAAUUCAAUAUUAGUUUAUUGGAUCAACACACGGAGCUCAAAAAGAUUGCCGAAGCAAAAAAGAUAAGCGCAGUGGAAAAACAACUGAAGGAGGAGGAAAAAAUAUUGGAGAGUGUCGCCGAAAAGAAAGCCCUCAUGGGUGUUGCUGAACUGGCGAAGGGCAUCCAAUACGAAGAUCCCAUCAAAACUAGCUGGAAGCCUCCACGGUACAUUCUUGCUAGAACGGAUGCCUCACACGAGAAACUCCGGGAGAAGUUGAGGAUUCUGGUUGAAGGAGAAUCCGUGCCGCCACCGAUUAGUAGCUUCCAGGAAAUGAAAUUCCCUAAAUCAAUUUUGGCAGCGCUAGAGAAGCGCAAUAUUCGGAAACCAUCGCCUAUUCAAGUUCAAGGAAUCCCGGCUGUUCUAUCGGGCCGAGAUCUAAUCGGAAUUGCAUUCACCGGAUCUGGUAAAACGCUAGUGUUCGUAUUGCCAAUAAUAAUGUUUUCAUUGGAGCAGGAAAUUCGUUUGCCAUUCAUAAGUAAGGAGGGUCCGUAUGGUUUGAUUAUUUGUCCGUCGAGAGAAUUGGCGAAACAAACGCAUGACAUUAUACAAUACUACUGUCAGCAUUUGCAGCAAGCUGGGUUUCCGGAGAUUCGCUCUGCGUUAGCAAUAGGAGGUGUUCCUGUGAACGAAUCUUUAGCAGUUAUACAACAAGGCUGCCAUAUAAUGGUUGCAACUCCCGGGAGGCUAAUGGACAUGCUCGAUAAGAAAUUGGUCAAAUUGGAUGUUUGUCGAUAUCUCGUUAUGGAUGAAGCUGAUAGAAUGAUAGACAUGGGGUUUGAAGAGGACGUCAGAACAAUUUUCUCUUACUUCAAGGGACAGCGCCAAACACUUCUUUUUUCCGCCACUAUGCCUAAGAAAAUUCAGAACUUUGCUAAAUCCGCCCUCGUUAAACCUGUAACGAUUAAUGUAGGCCGAGCUGGAGCAGCAUCGAUGAACGUUACACAAGACGUAGAAUAUGUUAAACAAGAAGCUAAAGUAGUUUAUCUCUUAGAUUGUCUCCAGAAGACACCUCCUCCGGUUUUGAUAUUUGCCGAAAAGAAGCAAGACGUCGAUGCUAUUCACGAGUAUCUGUUGCUGAAAGGUGUUGAAGCAGUUGCAAUCCACGGAGGGAAAGAUCAGGAAGAGCGAUAUCGGUCGGUGGAGGGUUUCAGAAACAAAGAAAAGGAUGUUUUAGUCGCAACGGACGUCGCUUCCAAGGGUCUGGAUUUUCCAGACGUUCAACACGUUAUCAACUACGAUAUGCCUGAUGAUAUUGAAAAUUAUGUCCACAGGAUUGGUCGUACUGGUCGUUCGGGUUCGAAAGGUCUUGCCACCACUUUCAUCAACAAGGCCACUGAGCAGUAUGUGUUACUUGAUUUGAAACAUUUGCUGAUUGAAGCGAAACAGAAAGUACCACUUUUCCUGGCGGAACUUUGUUCAGAAACAGAAAAAUAUUCAGAUUUGGGCGACGGAUGCAGUUACUGUGGCGGUCUUGGUCAUAGAAUUACCGAAUGUCCCAAGCUCGAAGCUAUCCAAAGCAAACAGGCAUCCAAUAUUGGUCGGAGGGAUUAUCUAUCGAAUACUGCUGCGGAUUAUUAGAUGUAAUGUUGUUAAAUUUGGUUAUCGCUGUAACAUUAAGUGUACUUUCAAUAAUGAUAAAAAAGUAUUUUCCCUUUGUCAUGAAAA